AUGCCGCAUGAACAACUUCCUCCCAUGGAGCCAGAACGACGUUAUCUUCGAAUCCAUGAUUCACCAACUGAACCAACAACUUCAAAGCCACUUGAACGUGAAUUACUAUACGGCACGCGCCGAAUGUCAAAGAAAGUUGGACCAAAAAAGAAGGGACGUGGCUCAAAAUCCAAAAGUGAUCCAACUGAAGAAGCCUUAGAAAAGGCACAGAAAGAUGUUCGAGCUUUUCGUGAUCAACUCAGUCGCACUGUACUUCUGGCGGAAACUGCGGAAAGCCGCCGGCAGACAGCGAUUCAGGAGAAAAUCAAAACGGCGAAAGAGUUGGAGGAAGUCAGACACACAACGCAACAACACACGGCGUUCAUGGUAACGCAAAAUGAAAUGAUCGUCAGCAGUUUGAAUAACAAGAUAGAGAAACUGGAAGAGUCUUUGCAAAAGUUAAAUGAGAUGGUGAAGGAGAAAGACGAUGCUUUGGAGCAGCUCAAGUUGGAGUUUUCCGAGACUCUAACUGAACGGGAUUUGAAAAUCGAUCGGCUAAAGAUGCAACUGAGUACACUGGGGGUGAUGUGUGAGGACGCGAUGUUACAGGCUGUUGAAAAGCUGACAAACAAGCUUUCGGAGGACUAUCAACUGAUUCAUAAUAACUAUAUGCCUUGGUCACAAAAGACUCUGGAGAAAAUAGAGCUGGAGUUCUUGAACCCACCAUUCUUGGAUGCCCAAUCGACAGAAUACUACUGAGCUGGACAGCUUGAGACAUUUUCUAUCAUUUUGUACACUUGAGGCCCGUCGUAUUUCCCUUUGAUUGAUUUUCAUCGCUAUGUUUGGUCCACUUCUUGUCCUGUUUGGGACCUCGAAUCCCAAAUAAGAA
Molecule: messenger RNA, 868 nt
Organism: Opisthorchis viverrini
Lineage: Eukaryota; Metazoa; Platyhelminthes; Trematoda; Opisthorchiida; Opisthorchiidae
Exons: 2
Coding region: 1-738 (245 amino acids)
Source: RefSeq, a predicted model, not a curated record